Messenger RNA from Cyprinodon variegatus (sheepshead minnow), 1385 nucleotides. It is a transcript of the gene cfap263, whose product is annotated as coiled-coil domain containing 113. The record is from RefSeq and is a predicted model, not a curated record. Gene Ontology annotation, cellular component: ciliary basal body; axoneme. The transcript has 9 exons. Bases 1 to 1134 code for a protein of 377 amino acids. Lineage: Eukaryota; Metazoa; Chordata; Actinopteri; Cyprinodontiformes; Cyprinodontidae. Gene Ontology annotation, biological process: cilium assembly.
AUGGAGGACGAGCUGUUGAUAGAAGCAAAAGAAGAAUAUCUCAUUAAUAAACAGAAACAACUUCUUCGCGACCAAAUAAAGGAACUCAGGUGUUCUAAUGAGGCCCUUCGGACAGAAAAUGUCAUGUUUGAAAACUUUAUUAGACGUUUGAUACCUCAGGACUUAGUGUCUAAGACUGGAGGAGACAGUCCACAAUCUACAGGAGACUCAAAAUUAUACAGCGGGGAAAUUGAAAGGGGACAGAGGCCGUUGUCAAAUUUAUCUGAGGUUCCCCAGCUGCUCACCUUGGAGCAAAAACUUUAUGUGGCACAGAGAGAAGUAACCGAGACCCAGCAAGAUAUGGAGAAACUAAAAACGAAAUAUGAGAGAAUUCUAGAAAACUACAAGUCCUCCUUAAAAGAAUCUGAACUGCGUUUAAAUGAUAUCAAGAAGGUGAAAAAUGAUUUUGAAAUCAGAUUUUUUAAACCUACCAAGGACAGCCAUCUGGAGAUGCCUGAGAAUAUACUCCAGCACAUUGAAGACAAAUCAAAGGUCACCCAGUUGGAAAAGUUUUAUCAGAAGAAUCGAGCACUAAAGGUGCAAGAGAUUAAGCUCCUGCAGCAGCUCCAAGAGAAAAAAGAGACAAGUGCUCCUGAAUAUGGGGUAGGGGAAAAGGUAUUUGUUAAAGAAUUCAGUGAACUCCAAAUGGACAUAAACCUUAAUGAACUUCAAGAUAACAGUUCAAAGGUUCAGCGUCUUUUAAGUUCACACAAGGAGAAGCUCCACUGUUUAACACUGGAAUCCUCAAAACUGACCAAUGACAUCACUAAAGGAAAGGAAAGGCUCGCGAAGCUUGAGGAAGAGAUACAGCAUGCCGAGAAGGAGUGUUUAAAAGCAGAGGGCCUAAACCAACUCCUGUGCAAAGAGCUCAGAGAUUAUCAGUGUCCUCAAAUCACCGAGUAUGUUUAUGCCAAGGAAAAACACAAGAAGCUGCAGCAGAGCGUUCACCUCUGGGAGAGAAAAGUUGGAAUUGCUGAGAUGGCCUUGAGGACUCACAAUAGAGAAUGGAGAAAACAGCGAGACGCUCCUACAAACUGCACCGAGGCUGGAAGUCAGCAACAGAUCUCAGUAAAGCUCCCUUACAUAGGAAAAUAGUGUUGAAGUUAAAGUGAAGGAGACUAUAGAUAACAAUGACUUGUCAUUAUGAAUAACAAAAUUGUAAUUCUCUUGCAAAAUUUCAUCUUAUUACUUGGGAAAAUUAAGACUAUUUUAAGAUUUGAAAGCCAAACAUUCAUCUCAUGUAAUCAUCUCACCUAGUAGAUAAACAUGUAUGCCAUUUAUUUGAUUCAGAACAUAUUAUCUCUAAAUGCUUUUACAUUAAUAAAGUGAAACAAGAGAUCCUUUAA